Molecule: messenger RNA, 4563 nt
Organism: Thalassophryne amazonica
Lineage: Eukaryota; Metazoa; Chordata; Actinopteri; Batrachoidiformes; Batrachoididae
Product: E3 ubiquitin-protein ligase RNF43
Exons: 9
Coding region: 234-2675 (813 amino acids)
Biological process (GO): ubiquitin-dependent protein catabolic process; Wnt receptor catabolic process
Molecular function (GO): frizzled binding; ubiquitin protein ligase activity
Source: RefSeq, a predicted model, not a curated record
AGAAAACACGCCGCCCGCACCGUUCACAUGUAAUCCGAAUUAACUCUGGAUGGAACUUUCGCCUCUGCGUUGCGCUGCAGCUUUAAAGGCUCGUGUUGUUGUUCGGUAGUCGCACGGACAGGAACCGGACCCCGUGUGUUUGUGCGUGCGCACGCCCGCGCGGACACGUUCUGGUGCUUUGCUGCUUUGAAGUCCAACAUGUGCGGCCGAGCACCGCCGCUGCAGCCGAGGCCAUGACCGUCCCCGAGCGGCGCCUGGCCGGGCUCUGGCUGCUCGUGGCGGCCCUGCAGCUGGUGCUGGGUCAGCCGGGCCCGGAGGCCGAGCGUCCGGCCCUCCGAGCGCUCAUCAACGUGACGCUGCUGAAGCAGGAGCCCACGGGGAAGCCCAUCAUUCUGGAGGGAGUGUUCGUGGGAGGAAGCGCCGGCUAUGCGGAGGGGAAACUAAUGCAGUAUCACCCUCUGUCCCUGUGCAACACCAGUGAGGAUGAACGGCAGGACAGCGACUUCAUCACCAUUGUCAAACUGGAGCACAGCGUUCCCCGUUGUCUACCUCUGCUCGAGAAGGCUCGCAUGGCACUGAGUAAAGGAGCUCGGGCUGUGAUCUUCGAUGUCAGUGAUGAUGCAAAUGCUGCUGCAGAGCUGCGAAAAACAGACUCUUUUCCACAUCCAGUGGUGCUGGUGGAGGCUGAGGAUGCCGAGGAGUUGAUGGGUUUGGUUAAUAAGAACGAGGAAGCGAGAGUUCGUAUUGAGAUCCUGGUGGAGCAGCCGAAAUGGCCACAUUAUGAUGUGAGUAUCCUGCUCACCAUAGUCCUGGUUAUUCUGGUCAUCAUCCUAAUCUUUGCUUUCCGCUACAAGUGCAAGUCCAACCGAACAUGGGACUCUGUCCAUCAGCAGACAAUGAGAGCCAUUAAUAGAUUAGAAACCAGAACCUACAACUCGCAGGGCUGCUCAGGGUCACAGCGCCACCUUGGGGCUUGGGGGUCUGCAAACAGUUCAAACUCCAGCCCUGUUUGUGCUAUCUGCCUAGAAGAGUUCCAGGAAGGACAGGACCUGAGGAUCAUCUCCUGCGGUCAUGAGUUCCAUAAAGACUGUGUUGACCCCUGGCUGCUGCAGCACCGCACGUGCCCCCUCUGCAUGCACAACAUCAUGGGGACAGAGCGCCAGCCUCAGAGAAACAGACUCCAGCAGAGUUCGGAACAAACCCAGAGCUUCCUGCACUCUCAGGAUUACAACAGUUCGCACAACCACCCCUUCCCUCAGCACGCCAUCCCCUUUUCUAUGAGGCCCCAGUAUCCUCGUGGACCCUCUGGACCUUAUCCCUCUCUGGGCCACUAUAGCGGCUCCUCUCCCAUGGACACUCAAAUGCUACGUCUGCUUACCAGUAGGCCCCUUGGUUCAGGCUGUAGCUACCACCUUCCCGCAGAGGGCCCAGUGACGCCCCACAGGAUUGGAGGAAAUUGCAGGACUUCCACUCACCACUACACCCCUCGACGUUCCUGCCACAACUAUCGCUCGUCGUGUCCGGCUCAACGCAGCGUGUCCAGCUCCAGACUUCAGCACACCACAUCCACACUCUCACAGCCACGUGGAGUGCCUCCCCACAGCCAGCAGGAUGAAGGCAGUUGCUCUGGCGGCAGCUACCAUACAGAGCGCAGCGGAUACUUAGCCGAUGGACCGGGAAGUGACUCCAGCUCAGGACCUUGUCAUGGCUCUUCCAGUGACUCAGUGCUCAACUGCACUGAUGUGUCUCUGCAGGGGGUUUAUGGCAGCUGGUCCACUUUUCGUAGCUCUCUGAGUAGUGACUAUGAUCCGUUUGUAUACUAUGGGCCAGGCUCUGGCAGAGCGCCUCGCAGAAACAGCCUGGAGGCAGGCACCCAUGCCCGUCCCAGGUCUCUGGAUUCAGUGGUUAACAAAGUAGGCUGCACCGAAGAACAGCCACAGACUGUGUUCAGCCACAUCCACUACCACCGCCACAGACACCACCACUACGAGGAGGGCGAGCACAGCCAAGGCCCCGGCAGAAGAUCAGAUGAGGAGCUGGGGGCAACUGCUGCAGCCACACCUGCUGCCCACAUUGUGGCCAAAGACUCACCUGCCAAGCACAGCCCGUGCCAGUGCCCAAAGGCAGAUUUCACAGAUCGGUCCAGUCCUGGGACUGGCGGACAGGAUCGGGAACACAGCACCCCCACGGGGCCUCCUGUCUUGGUGUCCCCAAUCCCCAUACAGCUCCAGCCUCACUGCUGCCACCAGGGACACAGACACCCUCCCCCUCCGCUUGACCGGGUGGGGGGCUGUGUGCUUGAUGGCCCUUCUGUUCGUUUCCACCACGGCCUGGAUCUGCAGGAUGAUCGUAGCAUCCACAUCCACUAUGGCCAAGGGGCAGGUUUCUGCUGCUCUCCUCCUCCGGAGCUGCACCCUGCCUUAGUCCCUGUGCCCCUCAUCCUGGACUCUGGAGGCAUGGAAGACUGGCCUUGUUGUGGCAGGGCCCAAGUUGUGUGGCAGAAGCGGGUGCAGCAGGCCCGUUCAGAGCCUGAGCUCCUGGGUCCUGGGACACCUAUGGACAGGCAACCCUGCAGGUUUCACCACAGCCCUACUGCUGACCGCAACGCAGACAUUUGUCUAUAUUGUCAAGCAUUAUGCCACAGUCAGGGAUCAGAAGAGGAGUCCGGUGUGUGAGAACUCAUUGCAUCUCCAGUUAUCACGCUGCUACACAGGAGCCAGAAUGAACAAGCCUGUCAGUGACUAUCGCUCUCACUUCUUCCACGUAAUUCCUCUGAGAACAUCUGAUGGUUCCCCAGCUCCCGGACUCACAGCUCACAGGAUGUUCUGUCAUUCAGCGGACAUACUCAGCUACCGUAUAUUAAUAAAAGUCAGAGUUCAUGUUUUUAAAAUUCAGCGAUCAUAGUAUUAGAUGCAUCUUCAAUAUAAUAGGUGCUUUGACAGUGCAGCGACAGGGUGAUGCUGGGGAAACAAAUCAGACGCUGCAACGGGUAAAACGUGUUUUCUACAUGUUUCAACUUCUCAACUAUAGGAAGAAUAUUCAGUGCAGACAUGAUAUAACAAGUUCCCAUGCUCCUUAGUGACACCCAACGAGUGUCGAGCCCUCGUGACGCGGGACUCUGUCUCGGUCUUGUUGGCUCGAUGACUUGAUUUAUCUUCGAGGUACAGAGUUUCACUCGUGAUCUUCCCUCUCUGAGUCCCAUCUCAGCUGAGAGAAGCUUUUUCUCUUCAGCCUACCUCAGCUUAAAUCUCACAGUACGCCUCAAACAGGGUGACUUUAAGGUACUGCUGUAGUGAUUAUUUUUUUCUUUUCUUUGUUUUUUUAAGUCACAACCAUGUAGCUUCCUUAAACUCAACAAACCAUUUUCCUCGUGGCAGUGUGACCAAAUGGAGUGAAGUGUUGAUCCCUCAGACACGGAGUAUUCAGUGAGGUUGCUGAGCCUUGCAUGGGCCUUGUUUUGAUUGAUUCAAUAAUGGCAGCUGUUUUCAACAUGUUUGUGUGUGUUUUGGAUCUUUUUUUUUUUUGUGGACCUAUUUUUUUUUUUCAUCUUUCAGAAAGGAUCGGUUUGACUGAAUUAUGUCUUCAUCAUUACAAGCUAUCAUCUUGUUCUCGUCGUUUCUCUUGCCAAUAGUUACUUCACACGUUUGACCUCAGUGCUGUCGAGCUCUGAUCACUGCAGAGCGAACUCAAAAACAGCAAGCACAUUGUCUCCUCAGCGCCGUGUGAUGUCACAUCCCUGAAUUAUAGGCCCUGGCAUUGUCUUCCAGCAACUAAAGCUCAACACGAACAGUAAAAACUGUGACUGUUUAAGGAUACGGCCGGAGUAAACCCAACUUCACAGUCACUGUGGUGUAAUGAAAACGAGUGUCUUAUCCCAUGACUCUCAUGAUUAGAGCCUGAGGAACGGCUCAGGAACAAUCAGACACUGGAAAAAAUAUGGGAAAAAAAUUUGUCUUAGUUUACAAGAAUGAGACUCGUGGCAACAGAAAUAUAUUUGUUGUGGUAAAUGUUUAAAGUCGAGCCCCUGAGUUGAGCUUGCUGCACUUGAAGAUCCACCUUAAAUCAAAGAAUAAUACAGUGUUUUACAGGGGUUUUUUUUUUAUUGUUUUUAAAUUGCUAACAUGCUUUCGUCAAACUAAAGCCACUUUUUCAAAAGUCUUCACACAGUUUGUGUUACCAACAUGCAUUGUGACCAAUCUGUCCUCCAAACAUCACAGAAAUCACCAAAACACUUUAUACAUGACUCAAAAUAAGUUCAUUCGACUGUAACACGUAACAGUUCUCACCCAGAAAGAGUCUGCACGGCUCGUCUGUUCAGCCUCCAAGAUAUGAUCCACAGGAUCGUUUCCUAAACGUGUUUCAGAGAACACGGAGCAUAAACCUGGUGCACUGUUGGAUUUGUUGCAUGCCACCGUGCUGUUGAGCACGAGGACGACAGUAUCUGUGACAACGGUAUCUCUGAUACCGGUGUCACAGACUGAACAGUCCCCCCCUAAAAAUCAGUCCGCCCUGCUUUCACUGUGCAUGCAUCAUUUUGGAGCACAGCAGCGUCAUUUCUGAGCG